AUGGAUGAUAAAAAUAGCACAGUUUUCAAUUGUGAUGUUCUAAUAUGUGGUACUAGCUUGUUGAACAGCUUAUUGUCAGUUUAUUUCUCCCUAAAAGGUUAUAAAGUAAUAAAUAUUGAUAAAAAUAAUUACUAUGGUGAUGUAAAUUGUUCUUUGAGUUUCAAUCAAUUUCAAGAUGAAAAAAAUAACCUUCAUAACUUUUACGAGGAAUAUUUUCCUUUUUAUAAAAUAAAUAAUAGUCAAGAAGAAAGUGAAAAACAAAAGAGAAAAACACAAAAAGAGAAAUUGGAAGAAAUUAUUAAAAAUUAUUUCCAAAUAAAUAACAAUAAAUUUAACAUUGAUAUUAAUCCAAAAAUAUUAUAUAAUGAGAGUGAUAUUGUUAAUUUACUUUUAAAUUUAAAUGCCCAUACCUAUAUUAGCUUUGUGGGAAUGCAACAUUUUUAUUUAUCACACACAAAUGAUGAACAUAAAGAAAAUGAUCUUAAUACGAAUGAUAAUAAAAACCAAAAUUAUGAUGAGCAGACAAAUAAUACAUUUACAAACAAUGAAAAACAAUCGGAUUUAAUAAUACUAAAAAUCCCACUAAAUAAAUCGCAAGUAUUUUUAGACCCAAAUCUAACUCUUAUUGAAAAAAGAAUGAUAAUGAAUUUUAUUUAUAAACACAUUAUACAUGAUAAAAAUUACACCUUUUCACGUUUUUCAAAUUACAAUUUUAUAAAAACAGAAAACACACUACAAAACAACCAAUUACCAAUAAAAAAUAAUUAUGAACACAAUAAGCCUGAUGAUCCAAAUAAAAAUUGUGUAAACAAUGAAACAUUAAAACGGGAAAUAAAUGAAAAUAAUAAUAUUGAAGAUAAAACAAAAGAACACGAUGAAAAUAUAAAUAUAUUAGAUUACUUAAAGGCAUACAAAAUAACAGAUAAAUUAACUGAUUAUGUUAUUUAUGGAAUAGGAUUAUUUGAAUUUGAAAUAGAAAAAACUAAUGAAAAAAAUAUAUCCGAAUAUUACUUAAAUGGGUUUACAAAAGAAAAAAAAUUUAUUAUGAAUAAAAGAGAAUUUAUGCAACGCUUGCAUAUAUUAAUAAACUCGUUAAAUAAAUUUAAAUUACAAAAUUUUUUUGAAAAUGCUUUCAUUUAUCCAUCAUAUGGAUUGAAUGAUAUUAUAUUUUCGAUGUCAAGGGUAUCAUGCCUAAAUAAUGCCAUAUAUAUGAUUAACAGAAAAAUUAAAAAUAUUAAUUACUCAAAGUUUCACACGCAAACCAAUUCUAUUGAAAUAAAUAAUAAAUAUAAUGAUAACGAUGAUAAUUGUUUACCAACUUUAUCACAAAUAAACGAAGUAAUUCUUGAUAAUGAAUAUGUUAUAAAACCAAAGUUUGUUAUAUCAUCUGGAUCUAACAUAAAUUUCCAUGAAAUAAAAAAAUUUCUUUUUUCUUCACCAAAAAAAAAAAUUAAUAGCUACAGUAGUAAUCAAAAUGACAAUAUUAACAACAAUAGUAAUAAUAAAUUUCGUACCCAAAUUGUAACAAGCCGAUUAAUUGUUUUAAGUACGUACUCAUUUCUUGGAAAGGAUGGUGUAUCAUUUUUCAUACAUAAAGAUAAAAAUAAUAAAUAUAAGAAGGAAACAAAUUCGAAUAAUAUAAAUACCAAUGUACAUAUAUUGCAAUUAGACUAUAGUAGUGGUUCAUGUCCUCCAGGUUUUUUUUUAACAUAUUUUACUUAUCUAGAUAUUAUAGAGGAACAAAAGAUAACAAAUAACAACUUAAUCAACUUGCCUAAUAAUAUUAAUAAUGAUCAAAUAAACGAUAAAAAAAGUGAUACACACAUAAAAAAUCAAAAACCAUUAAAUUAUUUGCUUUUAUUUGAUGUAUUAAAAUUAUUCAUAAAAAAAUCAAAAGGACUUUCUAAUUCAUAUGUAGAUCAAUAUUUAUCAGCUAAAAAUGUAUAUAACGAUGAUUAUUAUGGAAUUAUGAACAAAAUCUCUGACUAUUUUAGCAACGAAUUUGCAAAUAAUAAUAACUGUGCAUAUGAGUUUACAAAACUUGAAAGUGCAAAAAACGAAGAAAAAAAAGAAGCAGUGAAUUGUAGUUCAUAUCAACAAAGUGAUGUAAAUGAUGUAAAUGAUGUAAAUAAUGUAAAUGAUGUAAAUGAUGCAAAUGAUGUAAAUAAUGUAAAUGGUGUAAAUGAUGCAAAUGAUGUAAAUAAUGUAAAUGAUGCAAAUGAUGUAAUUAAGAUUUAUGACUCCUAUUCACAAAAUAGCAAAACUGUAGAAAACAAACAAAAUGAAAAAAAUAAUUUUUUCUUAAAUUCUUUUAAUAAUUUAUUGAAAACUGAAGGUAUUAUUUAUUGUGCAUAUUACGAAUACAAACCUGUAAUAUACAGGAAAGAUACUAUUAAAUUAAUUAAUCAUAAUAUAGAGCUAUAUAAAAAAAUAUUUGAAAAUGUAGAAAAAAACAUUACAGAUGCCCAUAAAAACAUCGAAUUGGUUGAAAAAAAACAAUCCACAUUGAAUUAUGCAACUGAGGAUGAAAAUAAAAAUACUGAAUCGAGCGAAAAAAAAAGUGUGCAUGUAAAUUAUAAUGAAAAAAACGAUUUAAAUAUUAAUAAUCAGGAAAACAUAAAACAAAAUAAAUCGUGUGAUGAUUUAAAUAAAACAAAUAUUUAUCAACUUGAUGAAAAUGCAAAAAUUUCCAACUUGUUGUUUACUAAUGAUAUACACAACUACCCUAUAUACCCUCUCGUUGAAGAUGUUUCUACUUUUUUUUACAUUAUUAAUAAACUUAACAAUAAUUUUAGUCAAUCCGAUUAUUAUCAAACAACAUAUGAUACAUUUGCCAAUAUGAUAAAAACAUAUUUUAAUAAUAAUAAAAUAAAUAAAGUUUAA
This is a messenger RNA of Plasmodium yoelii, 2883 nucleotides long. RefSeq names its product GDP dissociation inhibitor, putative. Gene Ontology annotation, cellular component: cytoplasm; Rab-protein geranylgeranyltransferase complex; nucleus. The transcript has a single exon. Gene Ontology annotation, molecular function: GDP-dissociation inhibitor activity. Gene Ontology annotation, biological process: protein geranylgeranylation; small GTPase-mediated signal transduction; vesicle-mediated transport. The coding region runs from base 1 to 2883 and encodes 960 amino acids. The record is from RefSeq and is a predicted model, not a curated record. NCBI's taxonomy places the organism in Eukaryota, Apicomplexa, Aconoidasida, Haemosporida, Plasmodiidae.